Molecule: messenger RNA, 5195 nt
Organism: Ylistrum balloti
Lineage: Eukaryota; Metazoa; Mollusca; Bivalvia; Pectinida; Pectinidae
Product: GATA zinc finger domain-containing protein 14-like
Exons: 5
Coding region: 1-1902 (633 amino acids)
Molecular function (GO): RNA binding
Source: RefSeq, a predicted model, not a curated record
AUGGCAUAUCAACCAGUGCCUUUAAAAGAGCCAGGGUAUUCGCCUGAUCAACCUCAGCGUAUGUAUACUAAAAAACCGCUUUUACCUCUGCCUCCAUCUCAUACUCGGAAAGAACAAUUCCCACAACAAAAUGUGAUUCCAGUGUACACUCCCUUUGUGACUUAUCCUCAAGAAUACUACCAUAAGGGAAUCGCCCCUCCACCAUUAGAACAGUACCUACCACUUCAGACCGAUCAAUUAGUUGGCAUCAAUGGCAACGAUUAUUCAAAACAACCUGUGGAAUGUUAUCCAGAAUUGAUAAGAGAUGACUGUCCAGACAAACCGAACGUUGACAAUUCCACACAAGGAAGUCAACAAUUUCCAAAGGACUUUAAUUCAGAAUAUGACAAAGGAGGUAUCCACAAGACUAGAAAGAACGAGUACGAACCAUACCCUAAAGCCAACAGACGGGGCAAACCGGAGUCAGGAAAUCGCACCAGAGACAACCAAGCGAAUCAAAGUGAUGGAGGAUGCUCCUCUGAUUAUCGCAGUGAUGAUGUCAUAAUAUACCAGAGGAAUGGGACUUCAUCACAUCGACAAGAUCAAUACAGCGAUCAUCGAAGCGAUGACUCUUCAAAACAUCGCAGGGAUGGUGUUUCAUCACAUAAACAAGACAGUUACUGCAAUCAGCGACGAGAAGAUACAUCCAGACAUCGAAGGAAUGACCACUUACCACCCAAGACCGAUGAUAAAUCCAAACAUCACAGGGAUGAUUAUCCAUCACGCCGACAGAACAGUUACUCUCACCAUCAAAGCGACGAUAAAUAUAGACACGCAAGGGACAGUAACUCACCACAUCGAAAAAAGAAAUAUUCCGAGCAUCGAAUUGACGAUAGUUUGAAGCAUCAAAGGGACACAUAUUCUCCACUUCGAAAGAACAACAACGAAAAUCAUCGGGACGACGAUAAAUUCACUCCUCGAAGGAAUGCAAACUCAUCACGCCGUUCGGAUACCUACAACGAUCAUCGCAACGACACCAAAUCUAAUCAGCAAAGGAGCGACCAUUCAUCUACUCGCGAAAAUGGCUACUACGAUUAUCGAAACAAUAAUUGCUGCAAACAUCAACGUAACGACUCAUCAUCACAUCGACACAACGACCACUCCGAUCAUCGAAACAACGUUAGUUCCAAACAUCAAAGGAGGGAACAAUCAUCACAUCGACGCGACAAUUCCUCUGAUCGUCGAAGCAACGAUAGUUCAAAACGUCGAAGUGACGUUUUCUCCGACCAAUCUCGCGAAGAUAGCUACAGCGAUAAUAUUGGCGAUUAUCGCGAUAACUACGAUUUCUCGUCAGGAGAUUACUAUACAUACUCAAACGACAAAGAGCUCGUAUCAGAAGAUGAACCAGUUUACAUAACGACAGACAGCAUUGGCUGGCCCCUUGAGAGUGACAGUAUGAGCAGUCGUGGCAGUUCAUCUGCUGGGGACUUGGACUGUAAGGUAUAUGUGGGACAAAUUGGACGAGGAGCUGUGAAAGAAGAGUUAGAGGACAAAUUUGGUCGCUUUGGACGCAUAAAGAGUGUCUGGAUAGCUCGCAAUCCGCCAGGAUUCGCAUUUGUAGUAUUCUACAACAUUAAAGAUGCUGAACAUGCAGCUGAUGAAAUGGAUGGCGAAAUCAUCAACCACAGAAGAGCACGUGUAGAGAUGUCAAGUGGGAAGUCGAGGUGGGGUAGCGCUGGUCCACCCACCCGUAGGAGGGAUAGCAGAGAUGGUCGUGAUAGUCGAAGGCAGCAUAUGUACAAUGGAGGUUUUUCGAGAUCAAGGUCUCGUUCACCACCAAGAUAUGAUAGGUACAGGAAGUACUCUCGCAGCAGAAGCAGGUCGAAAUCCCCAUUUGAAAACAUCUAUCGGGAAAGACGGUGAUGCAUUUAGUGUUAGAGUGUUUGAGGACUACAUAUUUACACAGAAUAACAAGCAAUGCCCAAGAUUCUAUCAACAUUUAGGUGUUACAGGCAGAUAUGUGAGAAAGUAACACAUUUUGGAAUGUGAUACCCUCCUGAAAAAACUAUCGAAAGAAAUCUUCACCCCCUUAUGAUCAUGUGACAGUUCAUAUUGCUUGAAGUUUGUGACAAGAAAAUAUUUCAUCUUCACCAUGUUAACUUGGGUGAGGUGGGGUUGGUACUGUACAUAAUUCUGUAAUUUUGGAUACCAGAAUUUUUAAGAAGGGACAUCACACACAACCUAGAUCGUGUUUAAGGAAAUCUUGACACCUGAUUAUUAUUGUGUUUCCAUGUUGAAGUGACAUAACAGAAGACUUUUUGUUGUGGUUUAAAGAUUUGUAAUGCUGUACAUUAUACUUCAAUACAAACAACAAACUUCAAAAGUACCAACAGUUCAGAAGUGCAUCUACGCUCAACUGUACACUGUCUGUGGAAAUCUUAUCACUUCAACUAUCAACAGCUGUCUGUCUGUGACCUUCAACUUCAUCAAUUGUGACCUUGACGGCAUCAUCAGUGAAAUUCACUUCAAUCUUGUUAGACAUCAUUUUGAAUUUGAUUCAUUGUUUUACAAUUUUAACAAAGCCACGUGUGUCUUAGCAAAUUAUGUUUUCUUUCCUCUCAAUUAAAAUUUAGAAAAACCUUCAAUCUGUAUACAUAGUCAUAUUAGUUCACUACAUAUAUAUUUAGAAUCAAGAUUUGACAAUUGUUAAAAGGAUUUUGAUAUUGAAAAGAUUUAAUUGUGGCAUGACUCCAUCUUUUGGUUGUCCCAAAUAUAAAUUCUUGAUAGUUGUACAGGAAUGUUUAAAAGAAAUAUGAGUACAUUAAUACAGAGAGUUUAUUUAGGUAUUUUACAUAUUACAGAAUGUACCAAUUAAACCACAGGGUCUUGAAACUAAAAAUCCUAAGCUCACUGUUUGUAAAUAUGUAUUUUAUGAUACUAUGAAACUUGGGAUUAGAAAUUCAUACCAGAUUCCUGUGCUGUUCUCUUGCCAUUUUAGAAAGGUAUUGUAAAAAUGUCACUGCUUUUUCUCAUAUAAGAUUAAUCUAUAUGCUUGAAGGAAACCAAUCUGUAGUAAUUUUGGCUUAAGUUGGGGUCACUACACAAAAGAAAAAGUGAGAGUUAUGAUUUGAAUGUUGGAUGGUUUGUUUGCUGAAGUAACGAAAAUUGAACAUCUCUAGAUGUGCUAAAUUUACAAUGGAUUAACAGCACCUUACUGACAAUUAUAGGCUAAGCAUUGGUCUAUAAAUUUUGACACAACUGACCCUUGUCAUAAAAGGCUGUCAGAGGUAACAGUUGGAUCAGUUUACAGUUGCUUCAGUUAGCGUUCAUAAAUUUCAGUAUUGUAUAUCUGAUAAGAGAACUAAAACCACACCACAUACAUAAAUCUAGAUGACAGUAGCCAGGAUCGCGUAGUAUGGAUUACAUUAUGUAAGGGAGAUAACUGAUUUUUGUUCUGUAAGUGACCAGAAGAUUCCCUAGUUUGAUAAGGACUACUACUUUUAUAUUGGAACUGUUUUAGAGUAUAUCAAAUAGAACAUGCAUUUGUACUUUGUCUUAGAGGAAAUUCUACAUUGAUUGAAGUGAUGGAUUGAAAUACAAUUACUGGUAAGAAGUACCGAUAUACUGAUGUUUCUUUUAUGAAACCUUCCCUACCAAAAAAUAAGUCAACCUAUAGAUAAAGCUGCUGUGAUCACACGAGCAUGAUAAAAAUAAUUUGUACUAAAAAUAGAUAAUGGAUUUAAGAAACAAGUUGAAUUGAAUUGUCAGAAUGCAAAUACAGUUGGGAGAGUACAAAUUUUUAAUUUUGUGAUGUGAAAAGUCUGGCUUUUAUUUAAAAUUUACUGGUUAUUAUUGAUAUUUUGAGGUCCUUGACCUACAUCCUUGUCUCAAACACUAUUCAUUAUUUUAUUGACUGUUGAUGCACUGCCUACUGAGCAAUUUUGUAUUUGUUUAAGGAGAAAAUUUAAUAAUUACAAAAUAAGGAUAUUUGAUUACAUAACUGAAGUUUGAAAGGGAUUUUUUUUAAAUCAUUUAUUACUUUCAAUGAAAAUUCUAAGUCAAUUUACAUUUUAAUAAUUUAUUGAGAAGCAGCAGAUGAUGAUUUACCAACCUACUACAGUACUACAGGAUAUUUUGGAUUAUCCUGUUAUCCAAUCUUUGCCUUAAACAUGAUAUUCAUGAGUUUACAUAACCUUGGUCUUCUGAAAUUAUCCCAUUCAAAAAAGAUAAAAGGAAACACAGUAUUUUAUUGCUACUACACUUUAAUAGAGGUCUUACUGAGUAAAAGCAAUUUCUUGAUUCAUAACAAUUUUUUUUGUGUCAAUUUUAGUUUGUCGCAUCUUGUGAUAACAAGAGGUUAAGUUGACAUAUUAGUAUACAUCUUGUGAUUACAAGAAGUUAACAUGGCAUAUUAGUAUACAUCUUGUGAUUACAAGAGGUUAAGAUAUUAGUAUACAUGCAUUGCUUUCAAAUAAAAUAGUAUACUGUAUGGUCGGUUAUUUUCACAGGCAAAAUUUUUGUGAUUUCCACAUAAAUCAAGAAAAUGAAUUUUCACGAAUUAAAAUUUUUGCAACGUGGCAUAAAUUUGAAAUCAAAUUUUCAUGAAUAGACAAGCUGUGUGCGUGAAAUUUUCUGUACAGCUCUGCAGUGUUACAUUGUUGUGCUCACAAGUGUUUGUUUAUAACACGUAUAUAUAAGAAUGCUACCUAAACUGUUAUCAAAAUGUGUAUAUACCAUUUGUCAAAUCAUACCAUCAUUAUGGAAGAAGCUAAAGCAGGUUAGUACUGGUUACUUCAUUCAAACAAAUGUUUUAUAUUGCGGACAGUAUUUUCAUGUGUCUUAAUAUUUCACUGUUAAAUUUUAAAAAAUGACUCAAAAUCACAAAAAUAUCAUCUCUGCUAAAAUAAGCAGCUAUACGGUAUCAAUCAAAAGUAAUCAGAAAUUUCAUGCUUUGGAUUAGAUUUUAUACGGGAUAUAUGUGUCUGUUUUUAGUUUGUGAGUAUAUGUAAUCAUUAUUGAAGACAGAUUUACAAAUAUCUUAGGGUUUUUUUGUUAGUAACUGUAGGGAUAUUCAGGAUACUUGGUCAUCCAGAUGUAGUUCUCAAUCCAUUUUAAAUCCGGACUUGCAUCAGUUGAUGAACUUGUAUGGCUUUUAAAUCUUGUAUGAUAUCAUCUCAUUCCAUUACUUCAUUGAAAAUAAAGUUUGAAAUGUUAAA